CAAGGAAAUGCAAUAUACAGAAACUACAGUCUGCAACAUUGCACAACAUGAGAUCAGCUAAAUAACAAGGCGUUUUGUCGAUUGCAUGUAACAGUUGCUGGAAAUAUUCGGAGUCUGCAGUACCAUAUUUUCCCGAAGUUGUCAUCAAUCAGUCAUGGCUGAACUGGCGUUGAAAUACUUUGGGGCUGGAUAUCAGCUCGCAAAACCGAUGUUCCCACAAAGACUCUCUGUGAAGACCGAGGGAAGCACCCUCCAUAUUGUCACCUUUCAAACCGACCAAAAGGACACACAGAUUUUCUUCCAUUUUGAUGAAUCCUAUCCAAGUCGGAUUCCAAAAAUAAAGGUUUCAUCUUCAACUCUGACAGAGGGCCAGAAAGGGGACCUGAGUGAAUUUCUUCAUCAUAAGGGUAAGGCAGAGGAAUACAGCAACUCCCCAACACUGCCAUUGUUGUUGGAGCAUGCUGGGAAGUGGCUGCAAGAGAAUUAUGGGAAAAAAACAAGUGAAAGCAAACCAUCGAAGAGAAAUGAAAUUCGAGAAGAGGACUGGCAGCUGCACGCAAGUCCUGAAACGGUUGCUGCACCAAGGGAGAUAACUACAAGCACUGCAAGGGAGACAACUCCUCCAGGAAGAAAAGCAAAACAGAAGAAUAGAGGAGGGAGUGUCCAGUGGCAGUCAUGGGCAGAUUCAGUAAUCCAAUCAAACCCUGCGGAUGAUGAAGAAACCAAUUCUGACUGGAAUGUUGUAGAGUCAAGGUCAAGACCAAGUAAAGGUUCAAAGGAAGUAAGUCAGGUGAAGUUCACUCUGGACACAGUGCCGAAGUUUGAUGUGCCAGUUGACUCCCGCCGCGCGAAUUACUUUGUUGCAAUACGUUGCACCAAUGGUGAGAUUGGGGAUGGUGUUACCGAGGUUGUGAAGAAGAUGUUGAGCGUGGAUCAUGUGUACCAGCCAAUCUGCUACAACCGCAACGAGGUGCAUGUCACCCUCACCACAGUUGCACUGCACUCCGACAGGGACAUCAACAAAGCUGUUGCAGCUCUACAGGAUGCUCGGGAAGUUCUGAUCAAUCACGCACCAACUUCCUGUCUCACAAUCAGUGGCAUUGAUGAAUUCCAAGGAAGCAAGGUUGUGUUUGGCAAGGUCAAGGUUGAAGAAGACGUCCUCCUUCUGCGAAAGGUCGUGCGAUGGGCUUUCGAGAAAAAAGGCAUCUAUCCAAAAGAUAACUUUGGGGACUACCAUCCUCACAUGACCCUUGCCAAGGUCAAUGUUGGGUUCACUAAGAAGACAGGUUUGCGGAAUAUCUCCCGUGCAGUGUACGAGUCUCUCCUUGGCUAUAAGUUCGGCCAGCAGGGCGUGAAGGGAAUCCACUUGUGUCAAAUGGGCCAUGACAGGAGAGCUGAUGGUUUCUAUAUCUGUCCUACGCAGAUUGACUUCAAGAAUUAGAGGCAAAUUAACACAAUGCUUUAACUCAACACACUAACAUAACCCUUUAACACACAAAAAAAUAAACACUAAAGUAGUGUAGAGCAUAUGACUGAAACAGAACACACA
Haliotis rubra (blacklip abalone) is the source of this 1549-nucleotide messenger RNA. RefSeq names its product A-kinase anchor protein 7-like. The coding region runs from base 155 to 1441 and encodes 428 amino acids. The record is from RefSeq and is a predicted model, not a curated record. The transcript is spliced from 3 exons. Gene Ontology annotation, cellular component: cytosol. Lineage: Eukaryota; Metazoa; Mollusca; Gastropoda; Lepetellida; Haliotidae. Gene Ontology annotation, molecular function: protein kinase A regulatory subunit binding.